AUGGACAAGGAGAGCUCGAGCCGUAAACGUAGAGAUCCCGACUCACAUCGCGAUAGAGAGAUGCCUAAAGACCAACAUAACCGCUCCAAGCAUGACGAAGACCGCCGCAGAUCUGACGACCUCCAUCAUCGCCGUCGGUCGGAUUCCAGAGCCGAACGAGAGGGAAGCAAGGAUCGAUAUGUCCGCCGAGAGCGCGAGAGGUCUCCUUCCGUUGAGAGGAAAAAGAGGAAAGAGAAGGGGGAGAGCGAGGAGAGAAGCGAUAAGAGAACUAGGGUUUACGAGGACAAUGGAAAGGGGAAGCGCAGAUUUGAAGAUGAUAAGAAGGGGGAAAAGGGUGAGGGCUCGGGAUAUGGUGGGAACUCUGCAAAGAAAGAUGUAAAUGAUGAGCACAAUAACAGUGGGAAUCGUGGCGAGCUCGGUUCUGUUGCCAAUGGUGCUGCAACUGGGCCAAUCACAACGUACACUUCAUUUGAGACUUCUCCAGAUCGAAGCUUUUCUCCUACUACUAAGGUAUAUUCAAUUACCAAGACAAAUGAAAAUAAGGGAGUUAUUAUUAACAGAUCUUAUGAGGUUCCUGGGAAAUCCAGUACAGAUGGGUCAGCUUCUGAUGUCGGAAAGAGUGGGGGUUUGUCCCUUGAUGCUUUAGCGAAAGCUAAGAGAGCCUUACAAAUGCAGAAGGAGCUUGCACUAAGAAUGAAGAAGAUUCCUGCAUUGAACAGAGAUUCACCCUCAACUGGCGGUGGUAGUUCAAUGGUGGGUGAAAAAGAGGCUGCUACAUUUGCUUCAUCCAAUAAAGGUAUAUUGCCGACUUCAGUGGUUCCUUCUGCAGUUGCUUCAAGUGCUUCAACUUUACCAAUUGGCACGUCAAGUACAAUAACUCCUUCACAGAGUGGUUUGCCUAAUCUCCCUGGACUCACUCCACAAAAAUAUGAAGCUGUAAAACGUGCACAGGAGCUAGCUGCCAAGAUGGGAUUUAGACAAGACCCGGAGUUUGCUCCUCUCAUUAAUAUGUUUCCAGGUCAAAUGCCCCCAGAGGUCACCAUCCAACCAAAGCCUUCGAAAGCACCUGUUCUUCGUCUGGAUGCAUUGGGCAGGGAAGUGGAUGAGCACGGCAAUGUGGUGAAUGUUCCAAAAGUAAACAGCUUGAGUACUCUCAAGGUGAAUAUCAACAAGCAAAAGAAAGAAGCCUUUCAAAUUCUCAAGCCUGAACUUGAUGUGGAUCCCGAUAAAAAUCCUCAUUUCGAUUCUAGGAUGGGAAUUGAUAAAAGUAAACUGUUGAGGCCUAAGAAGAUGACUUUUCAGUUUGUUGAGGAAGGCAAGUGGUCGAAAGAGGCUGAAAUUAUUAAAUUGAAGUCUCAAUUUGGGGAGGCCAAAGCAAAAGAGCUAAAGGCAAAACAAGCGCAGCUGGCCAAGGCCAAGGCUGAACCUGAUAUAAACCCAAAUCUGAUUGAAGUAGGAGAGAGGGUGAUUACCAAAGAAAAACAACAGGAACCUUUUCCUGAUGUGGAGUGGUGGGAUGUGACUUUUCUACAUUCUGGCACUUAUGGGGACGUGGUCGAUGGUGACAUAGACAGCGAAAAUAUCAAGAUGGACAAGAUCACGAUCUACGUUGAACAUCCUCGGCCGAUCGAGCCCCCUGCCGAGGCAGCACCCCCUCCACCGCAACCCCUGAAGCUAACCAAAAAGGAGCAGAAGAAACUUCGCACUCAGCGUAGGCUGGCCAGGGAGAAAGAACGACAGGAGAUGAUCAGGCUAGGCGUGCUUGAGCCCCCGAAGCCCAAAGUCAAGAUGAGCAACCUCAUGAAAGUCCUCGGCUCUGAGGCCACUCAGGACCCCACCCGGCUCGAGAUGGAGAUAAGGAGCGCUGCAGCCGAACGCGAGCAGGCCCACAUCGACAGGAACGUGGCCCGCAAGCUGACUCCAGGCGAGCGCCGUGAAAAGAAGGAGAGAAAGUUGUUUGACGACUCAAAUGCUGUAUUAGAAACGAUCGUCUCUGUUUACAAGGUGAAUGACCUCACUCACCCCCAGACACGUUUCAAGGUUGAUAUCAAUGCCCAGGAGAACAGGCUGACCGGAUGUGCGAUGAUUUCCCAAGGGAUUAGCGUGGUGGUUGUUGAAGGUGGGGCCAAAUCGAUAAAGAGGUACGGGAAGCUUAUGCUCCGAAGGAUUGAUUGGGCUUCUGCUGUUAAGAAGGAUGAGGAUGAAAAUGACGACGACGACGAUGAUGAUGAUGAGAAACCUUUGAAUAAGUGUGUUCUCGUGUGGCAGGGGAGUGUGGCCAAACGGAAUUUCAAUAGAUUUUUCGUCCAGGAGUGCAGGACAGAGGCGGCUGCCCGUAAAUACUUUUCUGAUCACGGUGUUGGUCAUUAUUGGGAUCUCGCAGGUAACUUCAUGGAGGAUACUAUGUAG
Striga hermonthica is the source of this 2409-nucleotide messenger RNA. Lineage: Eukaryota; Viridiplantae; Streptophyta; Magnoliopsida; Lamiales; Orobanchaceae. The record is from the annotation of a GenBank genome assembly.